AUGUACCAGGAUGCUCGUAUCAAUGGAGCGUUCGCGGGUCUCACAUCCGGUCUACUGGGUUCCAAUAUAGCGUCUCGUCUUUGGAAACUGAGUAGGAAUAGCAGCAUUUUCGCUGGCGUCCGUAAGUUCGCCCAGCUUGUCGAUGCCUCGAUCUGGUUGGAGCGCUCACAAAACACCCUGUCGUCCUCGCCUGCAGUCACUGCGGCCCUCUCCGGUUACUAUUUCUCCGAGGGAUUCAUGGCCGCCAACCUUUCCCGGGCUCGUGCGGAAGUUUCUGCCCAAAAGAAGCAGACCGAAUUCGUGGACUCGCCGAGCUGA
Messenger RNA from Stereum hirsutum FP-91666 SS1, 318 nucleotides. RefSeq lists its product as uncharacterized. Bases 1 to 318 code for a protein of 105 amino acids. NCBI's taxonomy places the organism in Eukaryota, Fungi, Basidiomycota, Agaricomycetes, Russulales, Stereaceae. The record is from RefSeq and is a predicted model, not a curated record. The transcript has 2 exons.